AUGAAUACGCUGCCGUUUGGGCCAAAGGAUGGGGUUCCAGCAAUUGACGGUCCAACUUCUUCUUCCUCUUUCAUGAAUCCAUCCACCGCGGCUUUAUCAUCUCACCUCCAACGACCGCAAUUCUUCACUUGCUACGAUUCCACUCUGAACCCCCAUCUCGAAUCUCCUUCGAUCACAACAAUGAAAUUCUUCUCACAAAUGGCGUACUGCCAUCAUACAUCAUCGUCUUCGCAAUUGAUGGAUUCCACUUCAAAGAUUCCAUCGUCGCUCCUCUUCCCAGCUUGUCGUCUAAAUUUAUCUCCUUCGUGUCUUCGUCAGCCAAAGAAUUUUCAUCGAUUUUCCAAGCCGAAGAUGAUGACGAGUGAACCAGAGAAUAUCGGCUAA
Vicia faba (fava bean) is the source of this 384-nucleotide messenger RNA. The record is from the annotation of a GenBank genome assembly. NCBI's taxonomy places the organism in Eukaryota, Viridiplantae, Streptophyta, Magnoliopsida, Fabales, Fabaceae.